Messenger RNA from Peromyscus leucopus (white-footed mouse), 4549 nucleotides. It is a transcript of the gene Eif5a2, whose product is annotated as eukaryotic translation initiation factor 5A2. The transcript has 5 exons. Gene Ontology annotation, molecular function: RNA binding; ribosome binding; translation elongation factor activity. Gene Ontology annotation, biological process: positive regulation of translational elongation; positive regulation of translational termination. The record is from RefSeq and is a predicted model, not a curated record. NCBI's taxonomy places the organism in Eukaryota, Metazoa, Chordata, Mammalia, Rodentia, Cricetidae. Bases 145 to 606 code for a protein of 153 amino acids.
GGAAGCGUGGCGGCCCCGCCCCGUCUCCUGGACCAGCCGCGGCCGCCAGCGCCGCCGCAGCCGCAGGGACCGGCGGACGCAGCAAAGGCGUGCGGUGCGGGCCCGAAGUUCCCGCAGAAAAACCUCACAUCUCCCCAGCCCAUCAUGGCAGACGAAAUUGAUUUCACUACUGGAGAUGCAGGGGCUUCCAGCACUUACCCUAUGCAGUGCUCAGCCCUGCGCAAAAACGGCUUCGUGGUGCUCAAAGGACGACCGUGCAAAAUCGUGGAGAUGUCAACUUCCAAGACUGGGAAGCAUGGUCAUGCUAAGGUACACCUUGUUGGAAUUGAUAUUUUCACUGGCAAAAAAUAUGAAGAUAUUUGUCCUUCUACUCACAACAUGGAUGUUCCAAAUAUUAAGAGAAACGAUUAUCAACUCAUAUGCAUUCAGGAUGGUUACCUUUCCCUGCUAACAGAAACUGGUGAAGUCCGAGAGGAUCUUAAGCUACCAGAAGGUGAACUGGGCAAAGAAAUAGAAGGAAAAUACAAUGCAGGUGAAGAUGUGCAGGUGUCUGUCAUGUGUGCCAUGAGUGAAGAAUAUGCUGUAGCCAUAAAGCCCUGCAAAUAGACAGGACCAUCUGCACGAGCAGGUCCAUUAGGUCUGGAUCUAGUUGUCCCAAAGCUAUGGCCUUCAUAAGCAACCUCACGUUUUAUUUUUGUUAUGUGUCUAUUGUUUUGAAAUUGUGCUGGCUUAGUUUUGCAAGCAGUUAGCAACUUUAAAAGAAUAUAUCAAGAUAUAUAAUUUUAUAAGUAUCUUUCCUAUAACAUUCCUGCUGUCUUCAGUAUGUGACCGUAAGAAACAGGUAAAAUAGCUUCAGUAGAUGUCACUUGUCUGAGCAAAUCACUCCUGAACUUAAGUGGUUAACAAACCAGGGUUUUAAUUCAACAAUGUAGCAUCUAGUGCAAUAGAAGUUUCAUGCAUUUAAGUUGAGUUGUUCUUUGCUGAUUCCAGACUUAAUAUCUAGAAUUCAUAGAUUAUAAGAUGGAAUUGUCAAAACUCCAGGCUCUGUGUGGCAAACACACUUCCUGAAACUAAACUCAUCAAAAAAUGUCGUUAUCUUGGUGGCCAAGUGUCCCAUGUAUCCCCCUCCAUUAUGGUUUUCUUUGUCAAAUUGGUGAUAGACCUCCAUAGGGUUCAGUACCUGUUGUGGUUGGCAGAGAAGAUAGAACUCUGGGGUAGAUCUGAGCAAGUGCUAAGGAAGACCCGGGACAGUGGCCAAGAGGGCAGUGGGCGUUGGGCUUUGUUUCAGACCUUCCAGUCAACACACAAAGUAGAGUGGGCUCUAGUUAUGGUUUUGCCUCUGGCUGUGUCCCCAGCCCCUGCCCCAGCACCAGAAGGACGGGCCUUACAGGGACUCUGCCCAACUUCCAACCAUUAUUUGUGGGUGUUCAUAAUGUUGGUGAUCCAGCCCUUCUCACAAUUUUUUAAGUAUAUUUGUUUUUGACGUUAGAUAUAAUUAGGAAUUCUUAAGUUGCUUUGGAAUUCUUGACUUGAUUUUUUUAAAUGUCUCUAUGCUUUUCUAAAGUGAAAUAGACAUAAACCAUGGAAGAAGUAUUACCUUAUUUGAAAAUCAACUUAUUUUAAGUGUGUGUGUGUAUAUAUAUAUAUAUAUUCUCUUGUGACUUCUGUUACUGAUGUAAAUCUAACCAGGAAAGGAUUCUGUGAACUGGAUUAUUUCAAUAUGUUGUGGGUGAUGCCCCUCCAUUUCUGUUUAGAUUUUUGGAUUGUAUGUAGAUUGUGUCCAGAAUCAUAGACAUAGUUCUGGGUUUGUGAAGAACUCUGACGAAAAUCACAAUCAUCGCAUUGGAGUGCGGCUUAGAACAAAAUCCUGUAGCCCUUGAUUCUCUGACCCUGGCUCUCGGGUCUCUUCCUUGUCUGCACCCGCAAAGUCCUGUGUUCCCAUCUAGACACACCUCUGUGACAGUGCAGCUGAUCUGAUCAGCAGUGGGGAAGAGCAGUAGAAAUGCCAAGAUUUUAGUUGCUUAAUUUGUAUGCAGUUUUAAAUUUUGUCUUAGCCUCCACAAACCAAUCCAGAGAAGAAGAAAGAUACUUUAAGAGAAGUUCCAGGAAGAGACUUCUAAAGCACAAGAAAAAAUUCAAGUCAUAGCCAGUUGACUUUAGUGUGACCUUUUAGCUUUUGCCCAUGCAAAGCACAAUUAGGAAUUGGGCUGAAAUCUUCUUAAAUAUGUUCUACAUACUGCUUCAGAUUUCCGGUGUUUUUGUGUGUACCUUAGUUGUACUGAUUGGUGUGUUACCCACAGGAAUUCCAAAAAGUUAUUUCUACUGUUUCCUGGUCAUCUGGCCAAUUAAUAACCACGCCAGUGUUUUGAUUUCAUAUUACUUCAGGACUAGCAUGCCCUUGUUCUUCCUAACUCGUCAAAUUUCACAUGAAUCUCUAUUUUCCUUUGCAGUGUAAGAGUGAAUAGCAAUGUAUCUCUAGCUCCAUACCUUGAAUGGCAAAAGUAUUUCAUGUUAAGUACUAUAUGAAGUAAGUGUACAUACUCCAAUAUGUAUAGAUCUUAAAGAUACAGGACUGUUUAUUUUCACAUAAAUGUUUCUCUUAGAGCAAAAUAUUUCAUUUAGUACAGGGAAGCAGGGAACAUAUAUAUUUUUAACAUAAACCAGGAAUGGCGUCUUUGGACAUGAGAGAAAUGCUAACAGUUGAUCCCUCGUGCUGGCAGUACUGUUGUAGCAGAUCUCCAGUUUCACAAGCACCGUGAAGAGAGUGAAGACUCAUUGGAUGUCACUGCAAAUUCAUGUCUGUACAUUUUUCUUUCUUUCUUUGCUGUUUAGACAGUAUGAACAGGUUGAAUGUUUCAUUCUAGAACAACAUACUGUAUUUCUACUGUGAAGAUUUUGUUACACUGGUACAGUCCUUUGCCCUCUGACCCUUGGGCCUUAACUUGGCCUUCUAAUCCUUGAUGCCCUGAGAGGGCUGCCAGUCACUUGGUUACCAACCAAGCUCUUGACUCUGUUCCCCCUCACAGUACAGAUUUUUGUGCCAGUGCUUUAUAUCAGUGACCAAAACUCUUGAGGCCAGGCGUGAUAUCUUUAGCAGAAGAUACUGCAAUAUGAUAUUUAGAAUAUUUGGGGACACAUGCUUUUCAUUACCACAUGGUGUGUGUGUGUGUGUGUGUGUGUGUGUGUGUGUGUGUGUGUGUGUGUGUGUAUAAACACACUUAGCUCUGUUCUUUUCUCAAAGUCCUUCCAACUAUUAAAGUACUGUAGUCUGUAGUGCCUCAAAUGUUGGGUUUUUUAAUAAGUUUUCCAGAAUUUGAUUUUAUACUUCUAAGGUUUCCCAAUUAGAUUGUUUCUAGUUGAGCUAGAAUUUGGAUGCAUUGUUCUCAGGGCUGUUUGUGCUAAGAGCUGCAGUGUUGUUAUUUUAAAGCUAGCUGUCUACAAACAGAUUGCAGGUUUUUCUCGUCAUAAUACUGUAAUACAUAUAAACAGAAAUUCUUGUAUAACAUAAUUAAGCUAUAUGGUAAGUACUUAAGAAAAAUGGGAGCAUUAGUAGCAGCUGUACUGGGAUCUCCCCAGUGGUCUUGCCUUGAAAUCUUGUUCUUGGUUAUGUAUCUGUUAGUAUCCUUUUGGCGUGGACCCCAAAGAGGGUUUUGGAGCCGGACAUUGAUGCAGUGGCUCUCAGACACAUUCAAAAACAGACAGGAAAUCCUAACUCUUUGGGUAUCUUAAAAUGUUUACUUAUUGAAUUCAUAUUUGCCAUGAGAAAAUGCAGAUCUCUAGUAUGAAAGCAAAACUAUCAAAGCAUAUUUCCAUAAACAGUCUAUUGUGGCGAUGAACCUUCAAAUCUUGUGAUGUUCAGGUAUGUUUCCUAGUUCUCAAGCCUUUGUUUCUCUUAGCAUUCUGAUGAGUAAUAGGCAACAAAGAUUUUUUUUUAAUCUAUGGUAGAAAAAUCUUAAAAUUGAAUCUAUUAACUUAAAUCUAUGAAAUGUGUUCUCUGAAUUGGACAAACAGCAUUAUUAUUUGAUUGUACAGGGAACAUUGGAAUUUAGCUAUGGAGUACAGAUGUUCUGUGGAAACACAGUUUGGAGUCACUGUGUAAUUUAAUUUGUCUAUUACCUAAACACUCAAAAACCAACAUAACUACCAGUGAGGCCAAGUGCCCGAAGAGAGCUGUAAACAUCUGGUAAUCUGUCUCCUUCAUGUGGAGGGUACGUCUUCGGGCUGUGCACACAAGGCCAUCACCUGCUGGAAACACUUAUUGCCAAGCUUUUCCAUCACUGCUGGUCACAUCGUUAAACAGAUCUGACCCUAUUAAGUAACAAGGGAGGUUCUGUAUUUAUAUGAAGUUCUUAGAAACCAUUUCUUGAUGUUGGUGGGACUUGGUUCAUCUUACUUUGAGACUGUACUCUUAGAAACACUGGAUACUAAACUAUUCCGCAGUGACUGAAGAGCCUAUUAAAGAGCACAGCUGCAUUCAUGAGCUGAUUCGUCAUCAUGGUUAAUCGACAAGUACGCACUCACUGUUAUUAUGAAGUAUAUAUACUUCAAA